Morus notabilis is the source of this 388-nucleotide messenger RNA. Its product is annotated as uridine-cytidine kinase C-like. NCBI's taxonomy places the organism in Eukaryota, Viridiplantae, Streptophyta, Magnoliopsida, Rosales, Moraceae. The record is from RefSeq and is a predicted model, not a curated record. The transcript is spliced from 3 exons. The annotation marks the transcript as partial.
UUCUCGGAGGGCUUAUGGCUUUGGGGUAUACGAUUGCUAGCAUCCUAAAAAGAAGAAGCCACGUAUUCUCUGAUGAUAGGGUUUGUGUGAAAACUGAUUGGUUGGAGCAACUUAAUCGUCAGUAUGUCCAGGUGCAAGGAAAGGAUCGCUUAUAUGUUAAAUUCGUUGCGGAGCAGCUGGGCUUGGAUGGAUCAUAUGUGCCUCGAACUUAUAUUGAACAGAUUCAGCUGGAGAAACUUGUAAAUGAUGUUAUGGCACUUCCAGAUGAUUUGAAGUCAAAGCUCAGCAUAGAUGAUGAUUUGGUUUCAAGCCCUAAAGAAGCUCUCUCGCGAGCAUCAGCAGAUAGAAGAAUGAAGUAUCUCAACCGGUAUUCAUUAUUUUUGUCUAU